UUGUCUCCGUGGUUCUUGUUGUUCACGCGCGCUUUUCUCAUGAUUCUGGUGGUUUUGUUGAAAGAGUCUGCAGCGCCCGGUCAGCGUGGUCAGCAGCAUGGCGCUCUGCGGGGUGCGCGGGGCGGCGAUCCUCGCCCUGACAGCCGUCCUGCUCGUGUCCUCGUCAGCGCUGCCGGCGGCUGACACGGCCGACAUGCAGUCGUCGGGCGAACAGGCCGUGUCCGCGUCCGACGUGUCCUCGUCAGACGCAUCCGCCUCGACCUCGGACAUGGCGUCGUCAUCGGGGGCCUCAUCAGUGACCGCCCCGUCGACGGCCCCGCCCACCACUGCCGCCACCACGCCCGAAGCCACGAUGCCGGCUACUUCCCCGACAACAGUCACCCCAACGACGACGAUGAGGACGACGACGACGACUAGGAGACCAACGACGAGAACAACAAGGACCACUCCAAGAAGGACCACACCCACAACCCCAGCGACGACCAGGACGACAAGAACUACCAGGACUACUCCCACGACCACAAUGACCACCAGAACGACCAGGACGACAAGAACCACAGCAACCACCCGAACCACAAGAACGACACCCCGUACCAUGACUACAAGAACCGCAGCACCCACGAGGACAACAAGGAAUGGCAGGACUACGCGGACCACCCCGACGACCACAACGCCCUCCACCACGACUGUGGGCGGUAGGGACAUGAACAAUGCGUCGACUACGCCCGACAUGAGCUCUGGAGGAACAACCGAAAAUCCGACAGCACUACCCCAGAGUAGAACCACGACUUCUGACAUGGACGACAUGAACAACACGAUGUCGUCCAUGGACGCAAUGGACAUGUCGACCACUCCAAUAGACUACCCCGACGAAACGACUACUGCCGGACCCAACAUAAUCCCGAUCCCCGCGCCCAUACCUCUGCCGAUCCCCAUCCCCAUCCCGAUCCCAUUCCCGAUCGGGCACCCCCACGGGGGUGACCAUGGGGGAGGGCAUGCGCUCGGGGACGCCGUGGCCUCGGAUGACGGCGAGGUCUGGGACGACGAGGAGCUUGUGCAGGCCUUGGCCGAGGCGUUGCACAUACUCGCCCCCAAGCCCAUCUUCGCGCUGCUGCUGGGAGAGGUCGGCCGGGAGCUGGACAACGAGGACGGCAGCAGCAGCAGCGAGGAGGACUACGACGACGACUACUGGGUAGACUGGGAUCGGCGACGGCGGCGGAAGAGGGACACGGGGGACGAGAGGGAGGAGGAUGAGGAGGAGGAGGACGAGGACGACCACAAGAAUGCCGACGACGAGAAGGCCUGGCACACUCUGGCGGCCAGGAGGGGCAAGGCGAUUGCAAACGCGCUCAAUAUCCUGCAGCGGCAGCGUGGUGACAAACCCACCGACCUGCAGUUCAAGGCGACGCUGAAGAAAGCGUUUCACCGCGCCAGGGCCAGGGUGAUGGGAGCCACUGCCGAGUCGCGCACCGCACCGGAUCCACGACCGGACUUGGCGCUCCUGGCCAGCAGGGCUCUAGGGGUGAGCAGGUCGCAGGUCGCCAAGGCUUUCAGCGAGAUGGCAACCCGCUGGGUUGGCGAGGCCCUGUACGAUCUGCUGUUCGAGGACGGCGACGACGACGGCCUGGACGACAACCCGUGGAGCCUUAACUGGGACGCCGACGUCAAGGUCAACGGGAGCUUUAACUUGGCCAGCAACGCAUCCUCGGCGUCGUCCGCAGCGCCAUCACCAGCGCCACGAGCGUCGAGGAAGACCUCGCCGUCGGGGUCCUCCAGGACGAAGGACGACCGCGACCUGGACCUGAGCCCGACUUCCGUCGCCUACUUCUUCCUCGAGCUCGUGGGCACAUUGGUGGGCCUCGGCUGGGGGGCGUUGAUUGUCGCCCAGCAAGCGGGCUGAAUAGUGGGUCAACGUGAUAGUGCUCCAUACUCCGGGACCUACGGGAGAGAGAAAAAGAGAGCGAGCUAGCUCCAUACCUCUUCCGCGCAGCCGGGCUGCGGGGAGAGUGAUCAGUGCCAAUCCUAAUUUUAAGCUGACUUAUUGUGUAUGAUAGACCCUACGAUAAAUACCUAUUUAUUUAUAGACUUUCGAGUAACUCUGCGACUGGCCUGUGUGCCUUCGGUUCACUGAUUUCUAUUCAUCAGCUCAAAAUGUUUGCAGCAAAGACGAAUAAACCACUGAGUGCCUGUGUUCGGUAUUUCUUUCAGUCUCGACGGUUUUGAUGAGCACGGUGCGUAUGCAGUGCGUCAUGCGUCUGGGCAGUCUGGGCGCCACCACCGCACCCGUGCCGCCCCCGGCCCAGGGCCCGGGCAUCGAUUUGACCCGCAUGUUGUCCGUAUGUCGGGGGCUCAUGGAGUUACGUGAGUCUACGAGACUACCCACUGAACCGCAUGCGCAGGUUGCAUAACUGCGAUAUCCUGGGGAACAAACGGAAAUGUGUCGUGUGUGUUUUGGGUAGUGACACACGCCAAACUCUACAACUUGAAACGAAUGAAUUAUUUUAUAUUUUAUUAGUUACGAGAUCUAUGAUACAUUUACACAUAAUCAGUCGUUGAAAGUAAACCAAGAAACUUUCUUUUGUCCUACCAAUAAAUUAUUAAAUACGAAAAUAUUUGACACAUA
Molecule: messenger RNA, 2623 nt
Organism: Frankliniella occidentalis (western flower thrips)
Lineage: Eukaryota; Metazoa; Arthropoda; Insecta; Thysanoptera; Thripidae
Exons: 2
Coding region: 98-1900 (600 amino acids)
Source: RefSeq, a predicted model, not a curated record